GGCACUUCCUGUGGCCGUGUCCGCUGCCGCCCGGGGCCCGCGGGGAGCCGGGCGGUUCCGGGCCGGAGAGGGCCGAGUUUCGGUACGGAUCCGCCGCGAGAUUUGCAAGAGGCUUCCGCCCUGUGUGACCUCCCACUCCCGGUGCACCUUCUACACCCCGCGACACGUCCCUCUGCUGUCAGGAUAACGCCCGAGUACCUUUAAAGUCUUAAAGGUAUCUAGCCUGCCAAGAUGCCAGGGCCAAGACCUCGGAAGGGACCUAAGACCAGUGGCCAGGGUGCCGCAACUGCCAAGCAGCUGGGGCUUUUUGUGGAGUUCAACCCUGAGGACAUGCUCCUGGGGAUGGAUGAGACUGAAGAUGAUGGAGACCUGGAGGCUGAGCUGUUGGCUCUCACUGGGGAAACAGGAAGCACAGGCAAGAAGCCAGCACCCAAGAGGCAGGCUCCUCUGCCCAUGGCCCACAUUGAGAAGUUGGCAGCAGCCUGUAUGCAAGAUGUGGAGGAGGAAGGAGAGGAAGAAGGGCUGGAGGAGGAUGCUGACCUGCUGACAGAGCUGCAGGAGGUCCUGGGUGCGGAUGAAGGAGCUGGGCCACAAGAUGGCAGUGAGGCAACAAGCCCAGACUUGUGUGAGGAGAAGGCAGGGGAUAGCACUGAGCAACCUGGAGUACAGACAGCCCUGCAACAGGCCUUGCCUACAGCAGCUCAGGCUGGAGGGCCUCGGGGGCUGCAGGCUUUGCUGGAGGAACGGAUCCAUAACUACCGGGAGGCCGCAGCCAGUGCCAGGGAGGCUGGUGAAGCUGCCAAAGCCCGGCGCUGUGAGCGGGGCCUGAAGACUCUGGAGUCACAACUUGCCACUGUGAGGAAAGGCGGAAAGAUCAAUGAGGAUGAGAUUCCACCUCCAGUGGCCUUGGGCAAAAGGCCCCCACCCCACCAGGAAACAGCCAACAAGAACUCUGAGAGAGACUCUGCAACAUCCUGUACCAUGGAGUCAGGCAAUCUUCCCCAACCUGAGUCCAGCCUCCCUGGCAGCUCUGCCGUUGCUCCCUUGCCUGAUUCAGACCCAGAUGUAAAGGCCCUGCUGUUAGCCCGACAGAGCGAGUACAAAGUGGCUGCUCUCAAUGCCAAACGGGCUGGAGAUCUAGAUCGUGCCCGGGAGUUGAUGAGGAUUGGGAAGAGAUUUGGUGCUGUCCUGGAGGCCCUGGAGAAGGGGCAGCCUGUGGAUCUGAGUGCCAUGCCCCCGGCUCCUGAGGAUCUGAAGGCCCUCCCACAGGCUUCUAAGGCUCCCACAGCAACCCAAGUCCCAUCCCCAGUACUGGAGCAAGUGCAGCCGGUGAUGGCCUCUGACCUCCCAGCCGUCCCAGUGGCCCCUACAGAGCCAAAAACGGUGCUGGAUGCUUUACAGCAAAGGCUGAACAGGUACCGUGAGGCAGCCAUCCAGGCCCGGGCCAAUGGGGAUGAGCGCAAGGCCAGGAUGCAUGAUCGCAUUGCCAAGCAAUAUCAGCAUGCUGUUCAAGCACAUCAAGCAGGACGGAAGGUUGACUUUGCUGACCUACCUGUUCCUCCAGGAUUUCCUCCCAUCCCUGGUCUGGAGCCCAGCAAAGGUACUGAGGAGGACUCCGUGGUAGCAGCUUUGGCAGCUGCCCAAAAACUGGCCUCAGAAGACACAGCCCUGGUAGAUGAAGAUGAGGAGAGUGAGACUCCGGCACAGGCCCCACUGGCCAAGAAGCCAGCGCAGCCUCUGGUCCCUUCAUCUGGUCUUCUGAUUGACCCCAAGGCCUCCAGUUCUAAGGAGUCACUGAAUCCAUCUGCUCGGGAGCAGCUAGCACUGCUGGAGGCUCGGAAACUGCAGUACCAACGAGCAGCCUUGCAGGCCAAGCGCAGGCAGGACCUGGAACAAGCCAAAUCUCAUUUACGAGUGGCCAAAGGGCUCGAGGCUCAGAUCGCCCAGGCCAGAGCGGGUCAGCCCAUUGACCUCUCCAAGGUGCCUUCACCCUUGACGGAUGAAGAGGGUGAUUUCAUCCUCAUUCACCAUGAGGAUCUGCGGCUCUCCCAGAAGGCUGAAGAGGUGUAUGCCCAGCUUCAGAAAAUGCUCCUGGAGCAGCACGAGAAGUGCCUGCUGUUCUCCAAGCAGUUCAUGCACCAGGGCAAUGUGGCUGAGACUACCCGGUUUGAGAAUCUUGCUCAGGACCGAAAGAAACAGCUUGAGAUCCUGCAGCUAGCCCAGGCCCAGGGCCUUGACCCUCCCAGCCACCACUUUGAGUUGAAGACAUUCCAGACUGUGAGGAUCUUCUCAGAGCUCAACAGCACAGAAAUGCAUCUGAUCAUUGUGCGGGGAAUGAACCUCCCAGCCCCACCAGGAGUGACUCCUGAUGACUUGGAUGCUUUUGUUCGGUUUGAGUUUCAUUACCCUAACUCGGAUCAGGCUCAAAAGAGCAAAACAGCCGUGGUGAAGAAUACAAACUCCCCAGAAUUUGAACAAGUUUUCAAACUAAACAUCAAUCGAAAUCACCGGGGCUUUAGGAGGGUAAUCCAGAGCAAAGGAAUCAAAUUUGAGAUCUUCCACAAAGGAUCCUUCUUUAGAAGCGACAAGUUGGUUGGCACAGCACACCUGAAAUUGGAAAGGCUGGAGAGAGAGUGUGAGAUCAGAGAGAUCAUGGAGGUUAUGGAUGGAAGAAAGCCCACUGGGGGGAAACUGGAGGUGAAGGUGAGGCUGCGGGAGCCUUUGAGCAGCCAGGACGUGCAGACGGUCACUGAGAACUGGCUGGUCCUGGAGCCUAGGGGCCAGUGAGGAAGGUGGUCGGCACCAUACCAGCUCACUGACCCGCUUUGCUGGCUGCAAAAGUCAUGUACGUGAGAUGCUGCUACACAAGCACCAAAGACCUGUUGACCUAACCGUGGCUUGGGCUUCCCAUGUGCUGCCUCUCCUGGGCCUCCGUGGAAGCAGGCCAGAACCUAAGCUUCUCGCGCAGCCUCCUUCCCCCAGAAUGUGGGCGAAGACUAGGAGACCCCAUUGCUCUGUGCUGUAGAGCUCUCUUGCCCUUUAACCUCUGCAAAGUAAUUACGUACAGCUAAACCUAACCCUCAGCUGCACCAUUUCUGGAUGUGCCUUUCAAAGAUGUAACUGUAAGGGAUGGGAGAACAUGAGGGUGAUCGGAGCCUUCCCUGAGUAGGUGGGGGACAGGAUUCCGUGACUCCAGCUGGUCAGCGGCAGCUGUUUUCCCCUCUGCCUGUGCCUUUGUUCCUGACAGCUGCUGCAUUAGCCUUUCUGCUUUCCAGGGGACUUGGGAACAGGAAAGUUACUUUGGUACUAUUGCUGGGAAGUAAAGGGAAGGUUUUCUUGGGUUUGGUCCAUGUACCUGAGAUGAAAGACUGUUAACUGGGAAGGGGAAAAAAGGAAAAAAAAAAAAA
Messenger RNA from Meriones unguiculatus (Mongolian gerbil), 3407 nucleotides. It is a transcript of the gene Cc2d1b, whose product is annotated as coiled-coil and C2 domain containing 1B. NCBI's taxonomy places the organism in Eukaryota, Metazoa, Chordata, Mammalia, Rodentia, Muridae. Gene Ontology annotation, molecular function: DNA-binding transcription repressor activity, RNA polymerase II-specific; RNA polymerase II cis-regulatory region sequence-specific DNA binding. The transcript is spliced from 26 exons. Gene Ontology annotation, cellular component: nucleus. Gene Ontology annotation, biological process: regulation of transcription by RNA polymerase II. Bases 232 to 2787 code for a protein of 851 amino acids. The record is from RefSeq and is a predicted model, not a curated record.